Molecule: messenger RNA, 1865 nt
Organism: Polyodon spathula (Mississippi paddlefish)
Lineage: Eukaryota; Metazoa; Chordata; Actinopteri; Acipenseriformes; Polyodontidae
Product: nuclear receptor coactivator 5-like
Exons: 11
Coding region: 22-1329 (435 amino acids)
Source: RefSeq, a predicted model, not a curated record
CUUAAAGUUGAAAUUGAAUUGAUGCAACAAAAAAAACCACACCUUUUCUUUAAAGCAUAUCGUGCAAUCUGCGUUAACUACAACAUACCGCCAGGUUUUAAGAUGUCUAACUGGGUGAAGGUUACUCGAGGUCAGGGCCACAAGCCGGCUGCAAGUGCAGGGAACCGCCAUGGUCCUGGGAAGAUUCCAUUCCUAUUGAACAUCAAGCCCUACAAACCCUACAGAAUGAGCCCAUAUCCAGUGCGAGAUGAAAGAAAGGAUGCUUAUAACGACGACACACGCAAUUUUGAAGAGUUACUGGACCAACAGUAUGACUGUUCAUCUAGGACUGAGGACUACUAUGAAAGAUACCAGUGCUCCCAGAAUGCACCCAGCAAGAAUUACACUCAGGCUGACAGGCGCAGCUCAUUCUAUCAGCAAUUCUACAAACAGAUUCAGGACGAGUAUGACAAGCAGAGGCCAGCGGACUGUGUCAUUUUGUCUGUGACGAAGCAACAAACGGAUUAUGCAAAAUCGAUAGGCCACCGUUUGCAGAAGCGUGGUCUUGUGGUGGAAAUGAUAUACCUGCACUCGGAAUCAGGUCUCACCCGCGCCCUUCAGGAUGUCCGAAAUGACGGUUCCCCCUUUUGUAUUCUCGUCGAGCACUCAAAUGUAGCGCUUUCCUCUUGCACCGUAAUCAUAUUUUACGAGUCUCUCAAAAUUCAUCGCAACAUGCCCUCGGAGCGCGCCAUGGACUUCGUGGCCGCGGAGCACGGGCGCGUGCAGGCUGAGCGCUCCGAGAAGGAGCGUGAGGAAAUCUCCUUGAAGGCAGCGGAUCUAGCGGACGACUAUCUGGAGCGUGAGAACUGCGACAAGCACAGCCUUCCCCUGAGCACUCGCCACCUCCUCUUCCUGAUGAGCGAAGGGAAACACUUGUACCUGGAAGAGCUGAACACCAUCGAGGAGUACGUGAGGACGAGGAAAGAGGAACUCGAAGCUGUGCCAGCAGAAAGUGAUAAUGGAUUCAACCCUGGAAUGAGGAAACCAGCUCCCGGUGGCCUGAGCAAACCCCCUCCCCUUCUCCCGACGCCCGGCAGACCCCCGCUCCUGGAGCACCCCUCCCAUUCCCAGGCAAAGCCAGUCCUUCUGGGGGACCGAGCACCGGGACCCUUGCUCCCAACCCCAGGUUCAUACCCCAUAUCCAAGCCCCCUCCCCUGCUGUCUAUGCACUCGCGACCCACGCACGGCCACGGCCCCUUGCCACCCUCAAAGCGUCUCUUACUGGGUGAUAAACCUGGCCUUCUGCCUACCCCAGGUGGUCCAUCCAGACCCAAUCCGCAGCGGCGCUAACCGAAGCAUACAUGCCUGGAAAUUGCCAAAAUCAUCACUGCUGCAUUGGAAGCAAAGUGUUACAGAAGUGUCACAAUUGGGCAGUACUUGUACAUUCCAGGAUCAAUGGAAUCGUUGCAAUCCUUUUGUUACAGUGGAGGCCCCUUUUUAGUCUUCUUAAUAGUGUUGACAGUGUUUGUUCAUUAGAAGUGUAACUGGUUUUUAUUUUUUGUAUUGGUAUUUACUUUGUCCUGGAUUUGUUUUUGUUUGUUUUUUUUAAUCAUACUUGUGUAAAAACACUAUUUUUCCUCCUGCCUUUGGUUUAGUAAAACAAGCCUAUUCUCACAGAGCGUACAAAAAUGUAUACUGUGGAAUAUCCGUCCUUUUCUACAACAAAAAGGCAGAGAAUCCAAUUUGAAACGGCAGCUUGGUCAAUAGUCAGUAUUGCAAGUUGGAAAAUGGAUCUCCUUGAAGCCUGUACUGAAGUUGGGGCUUCAAGUUUGAAGAACCAGAUUUCAUAAGUCUGAGUGAAAUACAUUUUUGUUGAGGUUUUUAAA